Messenger RNA from Emiliania huxleyi CCMP1516, 1468 nucleotides. RefSeq lists its product as hypothetical. The record is from RefSeq and is a predicted model, not a curated record. The transcript has a single exon. The coding region runs from base 29 to 1300 and encodes 423 amino acids. Gene Ontology annotation, molecular function: protein binding. Lineage: Eukaryota; Haptophyta; Isochrysidales; Noelaerhabdaceae.
UGCGGAGAACGAGCGGCUGCAGGCCCAGAUGGCGCCGCUGCAGACCGAGGUGGCGGAACUGCGGACGGAGAACUCACAGCUGCGGUCGCGCAUGGCGGCGCUGGAGGCGGGCGAGGCGGGCGAGGGCGGCGAGGAGGGAGGGCGGCGGGUGCGGCAGCGCGUUGGCGCCGCGCCGCACGACGCGCCGCCGAGCGAUGCGGCGGUGCAGGCGAUGGACGUUGCGGCGGCGGUGGCGACGCUGCGCGUGCACGUGUCGGUCAGCCGCGUCGCUGCUGCGGCGUGCAAGCGCUUGGCGAAUCUGUGCAUGGAGGAUCAGAACGAGCAACUGGCGGCGGAGGCGGGCGCGAUCGAGGCGAUUGUGGCAGCGAUGCAGGCCCACCCGCAGGAGGCGGAAGUGCAGGAGGAAGGCUGCGGGGCGCUGCGCAACGUGUGCUGCGGCACCGACGCCGCAAGGCUCGCACGCAAGCAGCGCGCAGCAGCCGCGGGCGCGAUCCAGGCGGUUGUGGCGGCGUUGCAGGCUCACCCGCAGGUGGCGGGGGUGCAGGAGGACGGCUGCGGGGCACUUGCCAACGUGUGCUCCGGCGACGACGACGCAGGGCGCGCACGCAGGCAGCGCGCAGCAGACGCGGGCGCGAUCGAGGCGGUGGUGGCGGCGCUGCAGGCUCACCCGCAGGUAGCGAUCGUGCAACAGCAAGGCUGUGCGGCGCUGGUCAACGUGUGCUCCGGCACCGACGCCACGGGGCUCGCACGCAUACAGCGCGCAGCAGAGGCGGGCGCGAUCGAGGUGGUAGUGGCGGCGCUGCAGGCUCACCCGCAGGAGGCGGAGGUGCAGGCAGAAGGCUGCAGGGUGCUGCGCAACGUGUGCUGCGGCACCGACGCCGCAGGGCGCGCACGCAGGCAGCGCGCAGCAGACGCGGGCGCGAUCGAGGCGGUGGUGGCGGCGAUGCAGGCUCACCCGCAGGUGGCGGGGGUUGAACAGCAAGGCUGUGUGGCGCUGGUCAACGUGUGCUCCGGCAUGGACGGCGCAGGGCUCGCACGCAAGCAGCGCGCAGCAGUUGCGGGUGCGAUCGAGGCGGCAGUGGCGGCGAUGCAGGCUCACCGGCAGGUGGCGGGGGUGCAGGAAAUGGGUUGCCGGGCGCUGACCAACGUGUGCUGCGGCACCGACGCCGCGGCGCGGGCGCGGAGGCAGCGUGCUGUGACUGCACACGCGCCCGAGGCGGCGACAGCGGCGUUGCAGGCGCACCCAGAGAACGCAGCUGUCCAGGAGCAAGGACAGCGGCUGCGCGAUUUGCUUGUCUGAUGCAUCUCGAAGGGCCCUGAAAGGCGGUGGUUUGGCCGUCGCGGCGUCGCCGCGUACGUUUGACGGCCCUGGAAUCGGCCUGGCGAUCGGAGGGGCUGCUGCCGGGUAAGGCGGUGAGCAUGGUGCGGCCGCGCCCUGUGAGGGCUUUGGAAAAAUGAGAGUGCUUUC